Messenger RNA from Ricinus communis (castor bean), 1446 nucleotides. RefSeq lists its product as uncharacterized. The transcript is spliced from 4 exons. Bases 1 to 1446 code for a protein of 481 amino acids. NCBI's taxonomy places the organism in Eukaryota, Viridiplantae, Streptophyta, Magnoliopsida, Malpighiales, Euphorbiaceae. The record is from RefSeq and is a predicted model, not a curated record.
AUGUCUAAUCAGUCUUCUUCCAAAGAUUCCGAUCACGAAAUUCCAGAUAUGAGAGCAUUCAUGGAGGCUAUAAACUCCAAACUUGAACGACAAAGGCUUGAUAACGAAAAUAGGUAUGCUGAAAUGAUGGAUGAACUAAUAAAAAUCAAAUUUGAAUCGAGAGGUAAGAGUGAUCCCGAGUUGUAUCUAGAGUGGGAAAAGAAGGUUGAGAGAGUAUUUGAAUGCCAUUACUAUAGUAAGGAGAAGAAAGUGAAACUGGCCGUAGUUGAAUUCAUCUAUUAUGCUGCAAUUUGGUGGGAUCAACUAGUGAGUAAUAGGCGUAGGAAUGGUGAGGGGAAGAUCCAAACAUGGGCUGAAGUGAAACGAAUAAUGAGAGAACGCUUUGUUCCUUCUCAUUACUAUAGAGAAUUGUACAAUAAGCUACAAAGUUUGGUACAAGGGGGAAAGAGCAUAGAGGAGUAUUAUCAAGAGAUGGAGAUUGCUUUGAUUAGGGCCAAUAUAGAUGAGGAUAGGGAGGCUACUAUGGCUCAAUUUUUGCAUGGUCUUAACAAAGAUAUUGUUAAUCUUGUUGAAUUGCAGCAUUAUGUAGAGAUGGAGGACAUGCUACAUAUGGAAAUCAAGAUAGAGCGGCAAUUGAAGCAAAAGAGCAAGAACUCCUCUUCAACAAAUUCUAAUUGGAAAUCCAAUUGGAAAUGUACAAAUUCUGCCCAAAACAAAGGAAAGGAAGUGUCUAAAGAUAAUAAAGCCGAAACAAAGGGGGAUCAAAGCAAUAAAAGUCGAACUCAAGAAGCAUUAAAAGGAGGCGAAUUGGUGUAUGCUAGUGAAGAAGAAAGUGGAGCUGAAAGUGAUGAAGAUUCAAUGCCCGAAUUGAAAGAUUGCUAUUCCGAUGAUGAAGCUAAGCAAGAGGGGCAUUCAGGUGAGCUAUUUAGAGUCACCAUUAGAUUCUUGAACGUGCAACAAGGGGCUGAUGAGAGAGAACAUCUUCCAUACACGUUGUUUGGUAAGAAAACUCCUUGUGUUUUAAUUAUUGAUAGUGGUAGUUGCACUAACGUUUCUAGCACAAUGAUGGUGGAUCGAUUGAAACUUCCAACAACCAAACAUCCAAAACCAUAUACUCUUCAAUGGUUGAAUGAUUCGGGAGGUAUCAAGGUUACAAAGCAAGUUAGGGUGUUAUUUGGUGUGCAAAAGUUCCAGGAUGAAGAGUUUGAGGACGUGUUUCCCGACGAAAUUCCAAGUGGAUUACCACCCAUUCGUGGAAUUGAGCACCAAAUUGACUUUGUACCUGGUUCUACCAUACCCAAUGGGCUGGCAUAUAGAGCAAAUCCUGAGAAAACCAAAGAACUACAACGCCAAGUGGAAGAACUUCUUAAUAAAGGUUAUGUUAGGAAAAGUUUAAGUCCAUGUGUUGUUCCUGUUAUACUUGUUCCUAAGAAAGAUGGUUCUUAG